CUCUAAGUGAAAGCGGGAAAAUCCCAGUUACAUAAUUUAACUGAGGCCACGAAGAAUUGUUGAUUUGACAAAAUGGAGUAUCUUGGCAUCGGAAAAGACGCACUCUUCGUGUUUGAUCAGGUGGCCGGAGCUUUGGGUUAUAAGAAGAAUGGACAAAGUAGUGGUGCAGAUGUAGUGAACAAGGAGAUCACAGAAGCACUAAAAGCUCUUCAGAGAUCAACUCUUUUCCUAAGAAUCGGUGGACUGUCCGGUGCCUUAGCAGUUUCAAUGGCUGCGUAUGGAGCUCAUGAUCCCGAAUUGCAAAGCAACUUGCAACGUCGGCAGAUAUACGAGAAAGGAUACAAAAUGCAGUUGGUGCAUUCUGUUGCACUUGCCUAUUCAGAGAAUUGUAACAAACCAUUUUUGACUGGUGUCUUCUUCACAAUGGGAAUUCUUCUGUAUUCCGGCAGCUGUUAUGCCCAUGCCUUAUCAGGUAAUGACAGGCUUCGAAAAAUCACCUAUGCUGGAGAAGCUGUUCUCACGGUUGCUUGGUUAAGCCUGUUGAUUCUUUGAGAAAAAUUAAACAGCCUAGUUGUAGUCAAGGAAACCAAAACAACAUCAACACAAAUACUGUAUGUGGAAGGCAAAAGAGAUCAUUUGUAUAUAAAUUAAAUGAAUGAGAUUUAGAAUUGUUAUUAAAA
This is a messenger RNA of Saccostrea echinata, 680 nucleotides long. RefSeq names its product transmembrane protein 256 homolog. The transcript is spliced from 4 exons. The record is from RefSeq and is a predicted model, not a curated record. Lineage: Eukaryota; Metazoa; Mollusca; Bivalvia; Ostreida; Ostreidae. Bases 73 to 552 code for a protein of 159 amino acids.